CCUCUGAUCCUGGAGAGCCCUCCCUAUCCCAUAACUGAGGGAGAGUCUGUGACUCUCAGUUGUACAAAUAGAUAUCAGGAAACAAACCCGAACCCCAAGYUUGAUUUCUACAAAGAUGGAGUACUCAUCAGGAAUGAUACCACAGGAGAGAUGACCAUCCCUGCAGUUUCCAAGUCAGAUGAAGGCUUCUAUAAGUGUAAAUCUAAUGAAAGAGAAUCACCAGAGAGCUGGGUGACAGUGAGAGGUGUAACUCCUGGACCCUCUACAUCAGUCCUAGUAGGAAUGGUUGUGGGCCUGGUUGUUGCUGGUGUUCUACUGGCCAAUCUCCUGGUACUGCUGUGUCGAUAUAAAAAUGCCAGAGGUUCCUGUUGCAACAGAAUAUUCUGGCCCCCCCAGCCCCAGAGGACCAACCUGGACCCCCAACAGGACCAAGGAUCUACCCAGGGCCAGGCUCCUGAUGCUGGGUAUACACGUCUGCAGCAUGGUGGCGCUAACAUCUAUGAUACAAUCACGCCCUCAGACAGUAAUGACAAUGAUGCUGGUGCUGCUACUGCUGGACCAAGUGAUGUGAUGUACGCCCAGAUUCAACUCAAAGAGUUGGACAAGAAAAAGAAAAAAAUGACAGCUGAUCCAAAAGAAAAUCCAGUCUAUUCUGAGGUCAAGACAGGGAAGACCACAGCAGCAACUGGACCUGUUGAUGUGACCUAUGCUGAGGUUGACCUUAAACAGAAGGCCAAAGCCAAGAAGAAGAAAGAAUAAGAGGCAGAUUCGGUCUAUUCUCAAUUGAAGCCAGUCACAGCCCCAAGUACCUGAGGGAUGGAGGUAUGGAGGGAUGGAGGGACGAAGGGAUGGAAGGACACACCAUCAGAGGAGGAGGAGGAACCCGGAACAUGGAUUCUACGCUCAACACACACAAGCAAACACACACAUGCACAAACACACACGCAAUAACAGCUUGUACAUUAAGGCGUUCUUACUUAUUUUAUUUACUUAUUUUAUUGUAUUUAAGCAUGGUUUAAUUGUGUUUCACUGUAAAAGCAUCUUUUUUUUACUAUAUGGUGCAAUGAUGAUGCAACUUAUCUGCAGCUACUGCAAUUGUAUCUGCUUUGUAUUGUGUAUUGAGUUUUAUUGUUGAUUUAUUCAGAUGAUAGGAUAACAUAAUUGUAUAUGAAUUUCCCAAAAAGUAUUAUUCACGUUUUCUUCUAAUGGCCUGUACUUUUACAAUAUCUUUGCAUUGUGCUUUUUUAAUAA
Messenger RNA from Salvelinus sp. IW2-2015, 1251 nucleotides. RefSeq lists its product as uncharacterized. The record is from RefSeq and is a predicted model, not a curated record. NCBI's taxonomy places the organism in Eukaryota, Metazoa, Chordata, Actinopteri, Salmoniformes, Salmonidae.